CUAUGUGACGUCACCACUGUCGACCAAUAGCGCGGGUGGGGAGGCGGGGUUUAGCACUCAGUUCUGUGCUCAAUGUGUGUUGAGCGUGUUAGUGAGAGGAGGAGGAGGAGGACGGCUCCGACGAAAGAGACAUUCCCCAGGAUUGUGGACUCUUUUUUUUUCCCUCCCGGGGGGAAGGUGAGCUCCGAACCGGGCGCGACAAAAGAUGGGCGUCUGUGACAAGAAGGUCUUCUUCAUCGUCGUUGCCAUGAAGACGCCUGGCGCCUGAACCUCCACGUCUCGUCUCGUCUCGUCUCGUCUCCUUCCUUCUUCCCAUGCGCGGCAAGCAUCAUCACCACCCGCCAACGCUGAGGUUGACGGCGCCCUGGGAGAAGGAUGCCGUCUUCGGGCGGAAGCUCAAUAAAACCGCGGUGCGCAACCCCAGCAAGAUGAUCGCGCAGCCCGGCAUCGUGAUGAAGGUGCUGCGCAGGAAGCGGAUGGUUCUGUUCCUGGCCUACUUCCUGCUGCUGGUGCUCACCAUGCUCAACCUGGCCAACUACAAGUGGACCCGGGAGCCCCAGCCCUGCGGGCACCUGCAGGCCAGGGGCCCCGGCCAGCGCUCGGACCCGCGCCUCCUCUUCUACCGGCCCUCGCUGGCCAGGAGGCGCCAGCUCAUCUACGUGCUCACCACCUGGAGGUCCGGCUCCUCCUUCUUCGGGGAGCUCUUCAACCAGAACCCGGAGGUCUUCUUCCUGUACGAGCCCAUGUGGCACAUCUGGCAGAAGCUGUACCCGGGCGACGCCGUGUCGCUGCAGGGGGCGGCGCGGGACAUGCUGAGCGCCUUGUACCGCUGCGACAUGUCCGUCUUCCAGCUCUACAACAGCCCCGGGGGAAAGAACUUCACCUCGCUGGGGCUCUUCGGCGCCACCCUCAACAAGGUGGUGUGCUCCUACCCCAUGUGCUCGGCCUACAGGAAGGAGGCGGUGGGCCUGGUGGACGACAAGGUGUGCAAGAAGUGCCCGCCUCUGAGCCUGCGCCUGCUGGAGGACCAGUGCCUGAAGUACGGCACGGUGGUCAUCAAGGGCGUGCGCAUCCUGGACGUCAACGUGCUGGCGCCGCUCAUGGAGGACCCCUCCCUGGACCUGAAGGUGAUCCACCUGGUGCGGGACCCCCGGGCGGUGGCCAACUCCCGCAUCAAGUCCAGGCACGGGCUCAUCCGGGAGAACCUGCAGGUGGUGCGCAGCCGAGACCCCAAGCUGCGCCGGAUCCCCUUCGUGGACCCGGGCCACAAGGCCAACAAGAAGGACGGCUCCGACUACCACUCCAUCGGCGCCAUGGAGGUGAUCUGCGACCGCGCCUCCAGGACUCUGAGGACCGCCUUGAACCCGCCCAACUGGCUGAAGGGGAAAUACCUGGCGGUGCGCUACGAGGACCUGGUGGAGAACCCGGUCAAGACCCUGCGCCGGGUCUACCGCUUCGCCAACCUGACCAGCAACCACGACAUGGAGUCCUUCGCCCUCAACAUGACCGGGGGCUCCGGCUCCUCCUCCAAGCCCUUCAUCGUCUCGUCCCGGAACGCCACCCAGGCGGCCAGCGCCUGGAGGACGGUGCUGAGCAUCCAGCAGAUCAAGCAGGUGGAGGACUACUGCCACCAGUCCAUGUCCGUGCUGGGCUACGAGCGGGUCCGGACCGCCGGCGAGGCCAAAGACCUCAGCAAGUCCCUGCUGACUCGCUCCAGACUGUGAGCGCCAUCUUGCCCGAGGAAUGUUUUCUACCAUCUUCUUCUCCCUGGACCGGGAGGAAGUGAUGUCAUCGUUUAAGGAAGACAAUCAAGUUUUGUUGUUGAUGUUUACAAGCUCUCACCAGUAAACACGCUCAGAGUCACCCUGCUUCUUGCUGUGUUCAUUUGGACUCACCCAGAGAGCGCUAAGUGACAUUAACGGCCGAGCUAAGUCCGCUUCAAUCCUUCUUGCGAGCGAGCGUCGGAGGCGGGAGUCCGCUGACCAAAUCACAGCAUCUUUUCAUACUUUCAUUUUCAAAACCAAUAAAAUAUAUAGAUUUUUUUUUAAA
Molecule: messenger RNA, 2049 nt
Organism: Nerophis lumbriciformis (worm pipefish)
Lineage: Eukaryota; Metazoa; Chordata; Actinopteri; Syngnathiformes; Syngnathidae
Product: carbohydrate sulfotransferase 2-like
Biological process (GO): carbohydrate metabolic process; N-acetylglucosamine metabolic process; sulfur compound metabolic process
Cellular component (GO): Golgi membrane
Molecular function (GO): N-acetylglucosamine 6-O-sulfotransferase activity
Source: RefSeq, a predicted model, not a curated record